AAAAGCCUGAGUUUCCGGCAAUCAACUCAUUGGAGCUGUUGUGCAUUUAACAUUUUUAUAUCAGAAUGUCCAGACUACUGACCAUUUGCCUUCUGUCUCUGGCACUCGCUGUGCAGUGUGUGCUGUCGGAGAAUCCUGCCGAGGGCUUGAACACCCAUAUUCGCGGGCAGCUGCAGCAGUAUGAGAAGUACCUCGCCAACGACGAUGGCUCCCACAAGGAGGAUCUGCAGAAGCUGAUCGGCAUCUACGAAACCGCCCUGAAGACCGAGGACUUCAACGCCAAGCAGACUCUGGUGAACGAAGUGCCGUCGAAAUUCUCCCCAGAGUUCGGCCAAUUCGUGCAAUCCAAAUUGCAGGAAGAUCAGAUCAAUCAUGAUAUUUCGGGUGCCAUCAGCUUCUACAAGUCGCUCCUGGCCAAGGGUGACUUCAAGGCUGACAUUGAGAAGGCGUUGGUCGAGCUCGAGAACCUGCAGAAGCAAACCCAAUUCGAGGCUAAGAGGGAUGGUUUCCUGAACCUGGAGAAGGGCUUCAGUCCCGAAUUCGUCAACUUCCUUAAGAGCGACGCUCUUCCCCAGAUCAACAACGACCUGAAGAGCGGCGUUGAGUUCUUCGAGAAGGUUUUGGCCGAGUCCGAUGUGAAGUACGCCUCCGAGAUUAAAGGCCUGAAGGCUCAAGCUGAAGCAGCUCUGGCCGAUUCCGUUCCCAUCGAUGAUAAGCAGAAGACACUCUUCGAAAUCAGAAAUCCUGAUAACGCCGAUCUGAUCGAAUACCUCAAAGCGAAAUUCGCUGAACUGAACUAAGAAUUAAAAUUCUCUCUCAUUUUUAAAAAGCAUUGAAAUUAUUUAGGCUGCAGCUU
Molecule: messenger RNA, 856 nt
Organism: Drosophila arizonae
Lineage: Eukaryota; Metazoa; Arthropoda; Insecta; Diptera; Drosophilidae
Source: RefSeq, a predicted model, not a curated record